This is a messenger RNA of Halteromyces radiatus, 1452 nucleotides long. RefSeq lists its product as uncharacterized. The transcript is spliced from 9 exons. Gene Ontology annotation, cellular component: cytoplasm. The coding region runs from base 1 to 1452 and encodes 483 amino acids. The record is from RefSeq and is a predicted model, not a curated record. Gene Ontology annotation, molecular function: magnesium ion binding; ATP phosphoribosyltransferase activity. Gene Ontology annotation, biological process: L-histidine biosynthetic process. NCBI's taxonomy places the organism in Eukaryota, Fungi, Mucoromycota, Mucoromycetes, Mucorales, Cunninghamellaceae.
AUGGUAUCUGGAGUCACAAAGUUAGCAGUUGGUCAUCCUUUUGAUACUAUCAAAGUACGAUUACAAACGAGUACAGCUGCAGAAGGACGAUUCAAAGGACCAAUUGACUGUUUAAUGAAAACUAUUAAAUUAGAAGGACCUCGUGCUCUAUAUAGAGGAAGUACUCCACCACUGGUUGUCCGUAAUAAUGGUAUUCAGGGUUUAUGGACUGGAUUACUUCCAACUAUGGCAUUUCGAAGCUGGUUCUUUGUCUUUUGGGGAUCUUAUGAUGUAUUUGUACGAGAAUUGAAGAAACAAGGAUUAUCAGAUGGUUCAGUUACUUUUAUUGCUGGUGGAUUAAGUGCAACUUUAUUUUGGAUUGGUGCUUUCCCAUCUGAUUUAGUCAAAAAUACCUAUAUGACUCAGCCUGACAUAGUCCCAAAAAAAUACCCUACAGCUACUUCUGUCAUGAAAUAUAUUUAUCAAACAGCUGGUUUACGAGGAUUCUAUAGAGGUUUUGGUCCUAGUUUGUUACGAAGCUUCCCAACAAAUGCUGCUGCUGUAUUUAUGUUUGAAAAAACGAUGCAUAUCUUAGAUCUUGAUAAUCGACUAUUAUUUGCUGUACCAAAGAAAGGUCGUCUUUAUGAACAAUGCUUACAACUUUUACAAGGUUCUGACAUUCACUUCAAUCGUCGAUCACGACAAGAUAUUGCUCUUAGCACCAAUCUACCAGUUGCUUUGAUCUUCCUCCCUGCUGCUGAUAUUCCCAAAUAUGUAGCUGAAGGUAAUGUGGACUUGGGAAUUACUGGUCAAGAUAUGGUGGAAGAAAACGAAGUCAAGGAUAAGGUAACUGAACUCAUGGAACUUGGAUUUGGUCAAUGUCGACUAUGUGUACAAGUACCUGUCAAGGGAGAACAUCAAACUUUGGAAUCUUUAUGUGGAAAGCGUAUUGUCACUAGCUUUGAUGCUUUUGCUCGUAAGGUCUUUGAACCUUUAGAUGCUAAAAAUGGAAAGAAGACUACUAUCAAUUAUGUCUCUGGAUCUGUAGAAGCUGCUUGUGCUUUAGGUCUCGCCGAUGGUAUCAUCGAUCUUGUUGAAUCUGGUGAAACAAUGCGAGCUGCGGGUCUUCACGAUAUUCACACUUUGAUGACAACCGAAUCAGUAUUGAUUGGCAACAAGAAUUCUACACAUCAAGAUCUUAUUACCAAAUUGACCUCUCGUAUUCGCGGUGUUAUCACAGCUUCCAAGUACGUUCUUUGUACCUACAAUAUUGAACGUCAAAAUUUGGCAUCAGCUGUCAAGAUCACUCCUGGACGUCAAGGCCCUACUAUUUCAAGUUUGGAUUCUCACGAAGGUUGGGUGGCUGUCUCUUCUAUGAUCGAAAAGAAACUCAAGGGUGAUAUUAUGGAUGCUUUAAGUGAUGUAGGUGCUACUGAUAUUCUAGUGAUGGGUUUUACCAAUUGCCGGGUUUAG